CACGAGCGGCGGUUCUCUGAGAUGAGUCUGUAGAAACCAGCUCACACACCGCUGGGGUCUCACAUUCACACCGAGACCACGCACAGAACAUCAGCUUCUCCAGCGCACACACACACACACACACACACACAGACGAGAGAAGAUGGCUUUUGAGAAACAGAGACAGCAGCAGGCGCUCAUCCUGAGCAGAGAGGUGAAGGGAGGUCUGAAUUUGGGAAAGAAGAUCAGCGUUCCGCGGGAUGUCAUGAUGGAGGAGCUGAACCUCACCUCUAACCGAGGAUCCAGAAUGUUUCAGGAGCGUCAGAGAAGAGUGGAGAGAUUCACACUGGAGAGCACAGCCGGCUCUCCCCUCCUCAUUUACAAUGACAUGGAACCGAAACAAAACCAGAAUCAGAUGAUGACAGACAUGGAGGGAGGGAAAGAAAACCUGAGAUAUGGAGCGGCUGGAAAACACAGUCUGGCCACCACUCUGAAGAGCACCGUGGCAAAGAAGGGCAACCCCAGCGUCCUGGCACCAGGUUACGCCGGGCCCUUGAGAGAGAUCCCUCGCGAGAAGUUUAACUCCACAGUCAUCCCAAAAUCAUACUGCUCACCGUGGCAAGAAGCUCUGGGAGAGAGCGAGGAACUUCUGUCCUCACUCGACGCCCAGCUCUCUCAAACUCCAGAGAAACUCCCUCCGGCUAACUACAGGUGCUUUAACAGAGCUGCAGUGCCGUUCGGAGGUCCAGUGUGCAGUCACAGGGUGAUUCCUAUUAUUAGGUUCGAACAACCUGAGAUUCACAAUCUCCCCACCGUGACCCUGGCCACGAUGUCCAAACGGCCCAACUUCAACAGAGCCCCUCGGGGAUGGGGCGUCGGAUACUCGCCCGAGUCCAACGACCUGUGAACCCGCUGCACGUCCACGCCUGCCGUUUCACAUUUUCAAAAGAAAAGACUACGGUGCCGUCACCACCCGUGCUUUGCUCUUUUGGACUGAACCGCUAUGUAUCCUACAGGUGAAAGGUCAGAGGGAACCACGCUUGACAGUGCACAUGAGGAUGAAGAGAAACAGUAAAGGACAGAUGGUUUUAGCUCUGUGCUUACAAAUAGAAGCAGUUGCUCGCCUAGAGAAACACAAGACAACCGUUCAAAGGUUUAACUCAAGAAAUAAUAAAUAACUUGUAGAUAAAACGUAUUCAUAUCAGACAUACAUGAUAUUGCCUGACACAAAACAUUCGAUGAGGUACAUAUCAUGGGGGUGAGGUGUAUAGAUGACGUUUGUGUAGCCCAUUUCAGGUAUGCAGUGCAACAAAUGUUACCGUUACAUCAAUAUCGCACAGUUUCUAAAAUAUAGAAAGGGUCUUUACAGAAACUAAAUGAGCAGGUAUUCUGUUGUCUUUUCUUAUCAUCUUCUUGAAAACAAUGCCCUCAAAUACUAGGUCUUACUGUUGAUUUUGGUCUGAGAUACGACCUAGACGAAGGGUUUUUCAAACUGGGGUCCGGGGACCCCCAGAAGGUUGCAGGUGGUCCCCAGAAAUUUCAGGGAAAAGGAUAAUGCAAAAUUUGAAUAAGUCUACUGAACAUUAUUAUUGUUUGUGUUUUUUGAUACAAGCGUAGUGUCCAGAAUUCUUUAUAUUUGUACCCAUCUAGUUCGUCUCCUCUCACUAGUUCCUUUUUUCGCAUGCAAAGUUAAGGUUGCUACAGUACACACAUCUUACAAGUGUAGGUUUGAAAACAUUAGGUCUUUCUUAUCACAUUUACUAUUUAACUAUUCAUUAUACAUCAAACAAUUAUUUUAAAAUAUUAUGUUUUAGAAAGGGGAUCCUCACCAAAGGUUACCUUAUUUGGGGGUCCUUGGCAUCAAAGUUUGAAAACCCCUGACCCAGACUGUUCCUGACCGGUCUCAUGACGUUGACUAACGUAUCAUCUCAAACUACUGGUAUUUCACGAGUGCACUUUUAAGUGUGUAAACUUAGAGCACACGGCAAACAUUCAUGACAGCUGCCUUAAUGUUGACAAACGAUGACAGAAACACUCAGCCCCUUUAGAAAGUCAUUUCACUGUUCAGGGUAUCAAA
Molecule: messenger RNA, 2056 nt
Organism: Triplophysa rosa
Lineage: Eukaryota; Metazoa; Chordata; Actinopteri; Cypriniformes; Nemacheilidae
Gene: myoz3a
Product: myozenin 3a
Exons: 6
Coding region: 143-886 (247 amino acids)
Cellular component (GO): Z disc; actin cytoskeleton
Molecular function (GO): telethonin binding; FATZ binding; actin binding
Source: RefSeq, a predicted model, not a curated record